AUGUGCAACGUCAUCCAUCUCUACUACAGAUGUCAACAUACGCUACGCCUACGGAGAUCGCGUUGCAAAGGUACGAAACACAAGAUGACCCGGACGAGUAUAAAAGCUGCGUGCACGGCGGAAUCGUUCCUCACUGUAUAUGCUCGAACUGAAUGCAAUACCUGUGAGCACGCGAGCUGGGAGAGCGACUGGACAUGCAAAUUAGAACGAGCAAGAACAUUUCUAUCUAAGCUGAUUGAAAGGCGGAUGCUAGGAACGCCUGAGGUUUCUGCUCUGGUUAAGGAGCUCGAAGACCAGUACCAUAGGGCUUCAUGGGGUGCACGCAACAUCUCACACGCUUUUAAGAAGAGUGUGGCGCGGGUGAGCGUUAGCGACUAUAGGAUAGUGCGCUCGCCGUUGAAACAAGAAGUACAGCCAGAAGAUGUCGUUGACUUGAAAGAGAAGGACUGGGCUGAGAUGGACGAUCAUGACUAUGAUGGCGAUUACAUUGCGAGCACCGAUCCGAUCCACCCGGUCAGUACCGAUCAUUCACACCCACCCGACGAUGAUGAUGAUGGGAGUUGGAUCUUUAACCAUUUUUCGAGCGAAGAACUGGAGGCUUCAAAUGAUGGGGAGGUUGUGCUUGACUUUGAUCAGACUAGAUGGAGGUGGGAUAAUGACAACAGCGAGAACUCGAUUCCGAUUCGCAAGUUGCUCGAACAGCGACUACAAGAUGAUGCUGACAGAACAAAGUACUACAGUGACUUACUUCUAGUCUCACGAUGGGAAGCACGAGCAUUCGAAGGACCAGGAGGCAGAUUCAUUCCUGAUCCGCCGAUGGUUAGUGCAUGA
This is a messenger RNA of Alternaria alternata, 831 nucleotides long. RefSeq lists its product as hypothetical. The coding region runs from base 1 to 831 and encodes 276 amino acids. NCBI's taxonomy places the organism in Eukaryota, Fungi, Ascomycota, Dothideomycetes, Pleosporales, Pleosporaceae. The record is from RefSeq and is a predicted model, not a curated record. The transcript is spliced from 2 exons.